AUGCGGCUGCCGGAGCUGUGCCUGGCGCUCCUCUGCGCCGCCGGGCCCGGCUCCCCCGGGGCGGUCCGGGAACAGCCGCCGGCCCCGGGAGCGGUCGUGGGGAGGACGAGGGAGGAGGGACGCGGAGGGCCGGGGGCUGCCGCCCCCCGGGCCGGCGGGGUGGACCCCCGGCAGGCGUGGAUGCUGCUGGCCGGGAGCCCCGGGCGGGCGAGCGGCAGCCGGGCCCGGGGCAGAACGGGGACGGGACGGGACGGGGCAGGAACCGGCCCAGCAGCCGUGCAGGCUCCGGGAAAAGCAGCCCAGGCUACCUUGCAAGCGGGUGGGCCGGGGGCUGCCCCUGUCCCCGCCGCGGUGGAAGAGCUGCUGAGGGAGCUGCAGCUCCUGCUGAGAGGUACCCACCGGCCCUGGGGAGCGAAGACACGCAGGAAGGCCUGGGAAGGGCAUGAAGAGGAGGAAAGCAGCAAAGGCAGCCCCCAGGCCGGGUGCCAUCGUCGCGUGGAAGCGGCCUUCCACUGCCGGACACGUGAAAACAUCUCUGUCGAGGAAAGAGCGCAGCAGGAGCUGCGGCUCUACUACAUCCCGGAGAGGGAGGGGACGUUCCACCGCGGCUCGGGGCUGAAUCUGACCAGCGGACAGUACACGGCCCCCCUUGCGGGGUACUACACCUUCACCGCCACGCUGCACAUCGUGCACCGAGAGCAGCGGAGGAAGGGGCAACUGUGCAGGGGGAAUCGUCUGCGGGUGCUGAUCUGCGUGCAGUCCCGCUGCCAGCACAACAGCAAUUUGGAGACCGUGUUCCGGCUGGACAGCAGGGGUGAGCUUUUCACUGUCUCUGUCAGCGGAGUCCUUUACCUGCAGGCUGGGCAGUACGCCUCGGUUUUCGUGGACAACGCUGCAGGCUCUCCCCUCACCGUUCAAAGCGGCUCCGAUUUCAGCGCCAUUCUGCUGGGGGUGUGA
Molecule: messenger RNA, 957 nt
Organism: Gavia stellata (red-throated loon)
Lineage: Eukaryota; Metazoa; Chordata; Aves; Gaviiformes; Gaviidae
Gene: ERFE
Product: erythroferrone
Exons: 6
Coding region: 1-957 (318 amino acids)
Biological process (GO): positive regulation of insulin receptor signaling pathway; positive regulation of D-glucose import across plasma membrane; negative regulation of gluconeogenesis
Molecular function (GO): hormone activity
Source: RefSeq, a predicted model, not a curated record